AUGAACCAUGCCGGCAACAUUGCAGAUUGCGGGUGUGGCGAGUACUAUUGGGUGGGUUGGGUCGGCGUUGCACAACCUGUGCAAAAGAAAGUCGAGAUGCCUCUUCAUCAGUAUGACUACAUUUUCGCCAUUGGCACCAUCUUCGCAUUCCUUGAUGCGUGGAACAUUGGUGCCAAUGAUGUUGCCAAUUCAUGGGCAACCUCGGUCUCGUCACGAUCUAUUUCUUACAUUCAAGCUAUGACCCUCGGAUCCAUCCUCGAGUUCGCCGGCUCGGUUGGUGUCGGCGCCCGUGUCGCAGACACCAUUCGAACGAAGAUUGUGAAUAUCGACCUAUUCGAGAACGAUCCGGCUCUCCUCAUGCUUGGAAUGACCUGUGCGAUUGUGGCUUCCUCGAUUUACCUUACCUUUUGCACCAAGAUCGGUCUCCCGGUAUCAACUACUCACUCCAUCAUGGGAGGCGUCAUUGGCAUGGGUAUCGCACUUAUUGGUGCCGACAACAUUCAUUGGGUCUCCCCUAGCGGCGGCAUCGACUCUGGCGUAGUUUCAGUCUUCCUUGCAUGGAUCAUCGCUCCUGGUAUCUCGGGUGCAUUCGCAGCCAUCAUCUUCACCAUUACAAAAUACGGCGUCAUGUUGCGGAAGAACCCAGUCAUGAAGGGACUGGCUCUCGUUCCUGUGUACUUUGGUAUUACCGCUUCCCUCUUGACCAUGCUGAUUGUUUGGAAGGGUGGGUCUAUCAAAGUUACUUUCAACGAUGCCGAAACUGCCGGAAUGAUCAUCGGUGUUGGUGCCGCCUGGGCUCUCCUCAUCACAAUAUUCUUUCUCCCCUGGCUCUAUCGUGUGGUAGUCAAGGACGAUUGGCAACUGCGUUGGUAUCACAUUGCCCUGGGCCCGCUUCUGCUCCGCCGUCCCGAGCCACCUGUUCAGCCCGAAGGCUACGGCGGUGGAAUCCGCGACUUCUAUGCCGGGCACAUGACCAAAGAGGAGCUAGAGGUUGCUCGCAGCGGUGGUGUUGUUCGAAGCCCUAGCAACGACAUCGAGACUGGCUCUGCUGAUGGCGAGAAGAAGGUCGUCCAAGGAUCCACCGACUCCCCUGCGACCAAUAUUCCCCGUAAGGACUACGUCCACAAGCCCAUCGUUGGCCCCCGUCCCGAAGGUCCCUGGCACAACGGCGACGUUCUUUUCUGGAUGGUAAAGAAAGUCUUCCUGUCUGGUGUCGAUCAGGACAUUAUCAACAUGCAAAAGAAGGAGAGUGUGCUCACUGGCGAUUUGGAGGAGAUGCACGCCCGUGUCCAACACUACGACAACAAGGCUGAAUUCCUGUACUCGUUCAUGCAAGUCAUGACUGCAUGCACCGCCUCGUUCACGCACGGCGCCAACGACGUUGCCAAUGCCAUUGGACCCUACGCUACCAUCUUUCAAAUUUGGAACACUGGCGUUCUCUCUGGCAGCAAAUCUGAGGUUCCAAUCUGGAUUCUCUGCUUCGGCGGUGCUGGUAUCGCUCUUGGUAUCUGGACGUACGGAUACAACAUUAUGCGCAACCUCGGCAACCGCUUGACCCUUCACUCUCCCGCCCGUGGUUUCUCCAUGGAGUUGGGUGCUGCUUGCACAAUUAUCUUGGCUACACGUCUCAAACUUCCUGUAUCUACUACACAGUGCAUCACUGGUGCGACCGUAGGUGUCGGCCUUUGCUCCGGCACUUGGCGAUCAAUCAACUGGCGUAUGGUUGGCUGGAUCUACAUGGGUUGGAUUAUCACGCUGCCUACCGCUGGUAUCAUUUCUGGAUGUCUCGCAGGCGUCAUCGUCAACGCUCCCCGCUGGGGUAUGGGAAGCUGA
Colletotrichum lupini is the source of this 1833-nucleotide messenger RNA. RefSeq names its product phosphate-repressible phosphate permease. The transcript has 5 exons. Gene Ontology annotation, cellular component: membrane. Lineage: Eukaryota; Fungi; Ascomycota; Sordariomycetes; Glomerellales; Glomerellaceae. The record is from RefSeq and is a predicted model, not a curated record. Gene Ontology annotation, biological process: phosphate ion transmembrane transport. Bases 1 to 1833 code for a protein of 610 amino acids.